UCUGUUCAGGCGACGACUGAACGCGAGUGGUGGUUUUAUACGUGUGCGUAUCACAGGUUGAUUCCUUGAAGCACCAGACGUUUCUGUGUAGGAACAGGUUUCGUUACCGCGGACUUCCCCGCCCCGUCUUACUGACGGCUACCAGGAAACACAGCGUUGAAAAGUGAAAGACCUGCGCGCGCACACACCCCGUUCAGCUGGACUACGAUACACACGGCUUUUCGGAUAAGAUGUCGCCUGUUGUUUGUGCCUUUAUCCUCACCUUUUCUUCACUGUGUGGACCCACAGUGGUAUCGGGAGUCCUCAGCCCCCCCAGAAAUGUCACCCUGACCUCCCACAACCUGGACCUGGUGCUGAGGUGGGAUCCACCCGAAGGCGCAGCCGCAAACGUGGUCUACACUGCUCAAUACAAGUCGAUAUUGCUCCACAGAGACGGCUGUGUGAACACCUCCGCACUUGAAUGUGACUUCACCGACAACGCCACCUUCAGUGAGUACGGGAAGUACUGGGGCGUUGUGCGGGCGCAGCUGGGCGCUGAGAGCUCCGCCUGGGUGGAGAGCAAUCCUCUCCGCUUGGACACCGAUACCAUCAUCGGUUCACCGAAUGUCACACUCAUCUCCAGUGGGGAUUCUAUUGAAGUCAGCAUUAAAGAUCCAGUGUUCAGGUUCUCAGCACUCAGGAAUGUUUACAGCUCCCCCACCUACAAGAUCACCUACUGGAAGGAAGGCCAGAAGGAAAAGGCCAGAAACAUCAGCGACAUAGAGCAAAACCGCCUGAAGCUGCCUGAGCUGAACGUCUGGACCAAUUACUGCGUCCAAGUCCAAAUCAACACGAGGAACCCCAAACCCAGCUUGCCCAGCAGAAUUGUCUGCGAGAGCACCACCAUAAAGGAAGAGGCUCCGUGGGUGGCGGCGGUGGUGGCGUUCGUUGUCAUGGCUGCGGCCGUGGCUCUGGUGGUGGUUGCUGUGGUGUAUCAUAAAAGUAUAUCCAACUUCCUCUGCCCUAAAGACGCUCUGCCUUCGCAUUUUAAAGAGGACCUGCUGGAGCGACCCAACUCGUCCAUGUACAUAGCCAUGUGGAACUCGCACCCGCCUAAGGAGAUCUACCAUCUGGUGAGCAUCGUGGCAUACAACAAUACCGUGGAGGAAGGGCGCCCUCUGGAGGCAGCAGCAGGGAGCAGCUGCAGUACACAGCAGGACGUCACAGUGGGGACGAAGUAGGGGAGAGGAGGAAGAGCACAGAAUGAGGAAGAGCCCAUCUGCGGGCUGUGGGGACUCUGGGAAACGGUGAAGCAAUCAGUUCUCACUUAGCUUCAGAGCUGUAGAGCAGCGCAUCCUGCAGCACUCCCAUGUUGCUCCACCGAGCAGGUGUGGCUGUGAAGUGGUCUACAGCAGGGCCACAGAGACGUGUAGGUACACGACUCAUACCUCAUCCAAGUUGUUUGUGUGCUGAACCGUCCUACUGUUGCUUGCAGCUUUACCACAUAUUGUACACAACUGGAGGGCCGUGACAGAGCUGCCCUGUCACGGCCCUCACACCCCCACUGCCCGCAGUGAAGUAUUUAUACUGCCAUGGUGCUACAAGGUUUACUUUGUAUGAUUCCGGAUGCACAGUCUGCCAUCGAAUGCACACUUUUUGUGAGGCAUACAGAGUUUUGAUUGCCUCGCUGUGGAAACAUGAAGGGGUUUUUUUCUGAUGAAAUGAACUUCAGUUGUGACAGUUCAGAGAAGCUCGGCGUGAAAGCGUGUUUGUCACAGGGCUGAGCAGGCAAACCAGACAGUGUCAGGAUCUCGACACGUGUCUGUCUGCCUUUGGUUUGAUUCUACAUGUAUGUGUUGUAUAUUUAUUGUAUAUAUUAACUUGAAGUGUUUACAUUAAGAUUCUUAAAAUUUAAAGAAGACAAACUAA
Messenger RNA from Scatophagus argus, 1908 nucleotides. It is a transcript of the gene crfb4, whose product is annotated as cytokine receptor family member b4. Lineage: Eukaryota; Metazoa; Chordata; Actinopteri; Scatophagidae. Gene Ontology annotation, molecular function: protein binding. The record is from RefSeq and is a predicted model, not a curated record. The transcript is spliced from 7 exons. Bases 231 to 1220 code for a protein of 329 amino acids.